AUGUUCAUGGAAAGUCAAACAAAAAAGGUGAAUGUGGUGGAGGAUGUGCAAGAUAUAUCAUAUGAAGCUUUUGAGGAAGCAAACUACAUCAACAACCCUCAAGGAGGGUAUCAAAGACAACAAUACCAAGGUCAAGGACAACAAAAUCAAUGGAGGCCAAAUCCGCAAGGGCAAGGCCACCAACAAUGGCGACAUGACCAAGGUGGCUCAAACCAAGGAAAUUGGAACAACAACAACAACUUCUCAAACCGGAGUACAAACCCUUAUGUUCCUCCAAAGGGACAAUAUUCAAAUCAAGGUUCCUCAAGUGAAUCUAAGUUGGAAGGUAUGCUUGGACAGGUAUUGCAAAAUCAAGAAAAAUCCGACACUUCUAUGAGGAACAUGACCGAGCUUGUUGGCUCUCAUACCACAUCCAUUCAAAAAUUGGAGAUGCAAAUGAGAGACCUCUCUAGGGAACAAAAUCCAAAGAAAACAGGGAACACACCCUAG
Molecule: messenger RNA, 489 nt
Organism: Nicotiana attenuata
Lineage: Eukaryota; Viridiplantae; Streptophyta; Magnoliopsida; Solanales; Solanaceae
Product: eukaryotic peptide chain release factor GTP-binding subunit-like
Exons: 1
Coding region: 1-489 (162 amino acids)
Source: RefSeq, a predicted model, not a curated record